AUGUUCGCAAAAUCCAACGAUUCGUCAGAAAAAGUUUCUAUUACCGAUUUAGAGGUAAUUAAGGAUCCAGUCGAUUCUAAGAAUCAUGACAACCUCGCUCGUAAUUUUAAGGAACGACAUGUUUCGAUGCUAACUCUUGCACUGGCCAUAGGUACAGGAUUAAUAAUUGGAUCUGGAACUGCACUUAAACGAGGAGGAACAAUUAGCAUCUUUCUAGCAUAUUGCUUUACCGGCAGCUUAUUGUUGGUAGUUCUAUUCUCCUUAGCGGAAAUGGCUAGUUUCUUACCAAUGCAAAAAGGAUUUAGUGGUUAUUGUACAAAGUAUGUUGACCCUGCAAUUGGCUUUGCAGCCGGUUGGAACUAUUUCUUCAAAUAUGCUAUAGUAUUAUCGGCUAAUUUGACAGCCGCAGGUUUAGUUAUCCAGUUCUGGAGAGAUGACUUAAAUGUUGCAAUUUGGAUAUCUGUACUAUAUGUAUUGGUUAUUGCAAGCAAUUAUUUCAGUGUCCGUGUUUACGGCGAAAUAGAAUAUUGGUUGGCAGCAAGUAAGUUGCUAGUUUUAAUUAUAAUUUUUAUUGUUUGUAUUGUGAUAACAUGUGGGGGGACACCAAAUCAUGAAACAAUCGGAUUUCGAUUCUGGAGAGAAACCGGGUUUUUACCUUAUCUAGUGGAUGGUAAAAAAGGACAAUUUCUUGGUUGGUGGGCAUGUGUUAUCCAGUCCAUAUUUGGAUUUGUGGGAUCUGAGAUGGUUGGUAUAAUUUUUGGCGAAGCGCCAAACCCAAAGAAAACAAUUCCUAAAGCAUCGAGGCAAGUUAUUUUCAGGAUUUGCUUCUUUUACAUUUUUGGUGUCUUUUUAUUGGGUUUGGCAGUUUCUCCAAAAAAUCCGUUAUUAGUGAAUGCUAAUGGCACUAAUGCUAAUGCAUCUCCAUAUGUUAUUGCUAUCAAGUCAUCCGGUAUAAAGGUGCUACCUUCAUUUAUUAAUGCCUGUUUAUUAAUAUUCAUCUCAAGCUCUGCCAAUACUGAUCUUUAUAUCUGUUCGCGUCAGAUAUAUGGAUUAGCUAAGGAUGGUGCAGCACCAAAAAUUUUCUUAAAAUUGAAUCGCUUCGAUGUACCGUUCAUCGGAUGCUCCUUUGCUGCCCUUUUUGGAUUGUUGGCUUAUAUGAAUACUAAAGAAUCGGCAGCUGAAGUUUUCGGUUACAUCACUAGCACUGUUUCGGUUUUCGGGAUCAUAAAUUGGAUCUAUAUUUUGGUUGCAUAUAUUGGAUACCAGAGAUCUAUAAAAGCGCAAAACAUUAGCCGUGAAGAAAUUCCAUUUCGUAUGUGGUUUCAACCAUAUACAUCUUAUGUUGCUCUUUUUCUAAUUGCAAUUGUCACCAUCUUCAAUGGUUAUAGUGCAUUCAUUACAUCAUUUCAUUAUAAACUCUUCAUUACUUCAUAUAUUGGAAUAGCGGUCAACAUUUUUCUAAUAUUAGGGUAUAAAGUUUUUUAUAAAACGAAGCUAAUUCAUCCGUUAGAGGUCGAUUUGAAUAAUCCUUAUUAG
Messenger RNA from Debaryomyces tyrocola, 1536 nucleotides. The record is from the annotation of a GenBank genome assembly. NCBI's taxonomy places the organism in Eukaryota, Fungi, Ascomycota, Pichiomycetes, Serinales, Debaryomycetaceae.